Lytechinus variegatus (green sea urchin) is the source of this 2548-nucleotide messenger RNA. RefSeq names its product translocon-associated protein subunit beta-like. NCBI's taxonomy places the organism in Eukaryota, Metazoa, Echinodermata, Echinoidea, Temnopleuroida, Toxopneustidae. Gene Ontology annotation, cellular component: membrane; endoplasmic reticulum. Bases 100 to 660 code for a protein of 186 amino acids. The transcript is spliced from 5 exons. The record is from RefSeq and is a predicted model, not a curated record.
UCUUGGCCAGUUCAAUGACCUUGUCUGGAAAUUAAUUCUGACCAAUCAGAAAACGCCUUAGUGGCAUCUCUCUUGUGUUGCCGAUGCUUGCACGUGAAGAUGAAAGCUGCAUUAUUUAUAGCAUUAGCCUGCCUUGUGGCCCUAUCGAGUGGUCAGGAUGGAGCUAAACUCCUGGCUUCAAAGACUAUCUUGAACCAAUGGUUAGUGGAAGGCAGGGACGUGACUGUGCUCUAUACCAUCUAUAAUGUUGGUAGCAGUGCUGCAUCCCAGGUUGUUCUCAAUGACGAGUCCUUUGCAGAGAGCGAUUUCAACGUGGUCAGUGGUCAGUUGAAGGUCCAGUGGGACCGCAUCUCCCCAGCCAGCAACGUGACCCAUGCAGUCAUCCUUCAGCCUCUCAAAACCGGUCUUUACAAUGUCACUCAUGCUACCGUUACCUAUGUCCCAUCAGAAGGAUCAGAUGCUAGGACUUCAUAUACAAGUGCUCCAGGAAAAGCUGGUGUUGUAGCAGUAAAAGAUUACGAUAGGAGAUUCUCUCCACAUUAUAUGGAUUGGGCUGCAUUUGCUGUUAUGACGAUCCCUCCCAUCGGCAUUCCAUUCCUUCUAUGGUUCAGAAGCAAGUCAAAAUAUGAGGCUCUUUCAUUUAAGACCAAGAAACAUUAACAACUUUAGUCUAUAAAAAUAAAAUCCUUUAUUCUUUAUUUAAUUCUCAGUUCACUACCACAAAAUCAUGAUAAUUUGGUACAAAUAGAUUGUCAUUUUCUGUCUCUGAAUUUGUUUUGUAAAGCAAUAUUGUAGUAUUUUGAUUGACCCAUCUUUCUUCUUAAUGAAGAAAGGUGUGUCUCUAUAUGUUGCAGAUGAUAUCCUGAUUUUGUGGUAGUGAACACGAAGUUAUGUUCAUUAGUAUAGUUAGAUAUAAGAAAACGAAUGGAUCAGCACUCAAUGUGAAUUGCAAAGUGCACUAGUAACAACUAUUGCUAAACAUUCCAUGGGGGGGAAGAUAUGUUCAUAAUGACGCAGUUACAUUUCCCCCACGGUGGCCGUAUGGUGCGUCGAAAACAGCCGUUUUAACAUUUUUUUGUAAGAGCUACAUAUGGGUGGAAUAACAAUGAAUAAAACGGCUGUCAUGGAAAUGUGACUGAAUCAUUAUGGUGACAUUACAAUCAUUGAUCGAUCUGUAUUUUUUAUAAGCAGUAUCAUGAGGACAAUUCAAACUGUUCUUUGAUUUUAAGAUUCUGUUAUGAUGAUGCAUUAUCGAUCCUAACCAUUGAAAAGGAUAUUAGACACAUGCUGUAGAUAUAUUGAUUGAAAUUUCAUGGAUUAUGAAUAUCAAUCAUUAUACGGCAUAUCUUAAUUUAUAGUUAUUGUUAUUUCAAGGGGGGGGGUUCAUGUUAAUGCUAAAAAAAAUUAUUUCAGUCUAAUUUGUCCAUGCAAAUCAUGUUAUGUUUUUAGCAGUUACAAAUAUCAAACUUUGGGUCUUUUAGAUAGUGGUUACGUAUGGUUGUCUUCACAUGCUCUUUCUUUUCUCUCUGCAUAGAUGAUAGUUGAGGUCACAAAAAUUAUUUCUCUUUUUUCUUAUCACUCAAUUCUAGAUUAUUUGAAGAUUUCUUGUCUCUUUCAUGUUUCAGUAUGAGAAGUUGUAUAAUGUUUUCAUGUCUUUUUUUCAUAUUUCAGUUUAUAUCUCCAAAUCAAAGCAAUAAACACUGCUCAGCAAACAAAAGAUGAUAGCAACAUCUUGUUUGUUUUUAAUGGGUAAACAUACAUUAGUGGUAACUGUUGGUGAAGGGUCAUCUAAACAUGUCUGUGUUUAAUAACUUUGAUUUCUUUAUUUUCUCUUGCCUUGCAUAUAUUCAAUACAUUAUUGUGUAGGUAAAUAGAAUUAAAUUCAUAGAACCAAGUUAUAAACAUUCAGUAUUAUAGGAAAGGGAUACUUGUAAUUAUGUUAAGUCUCUAAUCUAAUGUGGAACUUUUAAAUUGAAUUAAACAAUGUCUUCUGAUACCUCAUAUUCAAGAAAUGGAAAUUGAAAUACCUUUCUUUGCCUUGCAGCCUUCCUUGAAUAUAAACCAUAGAAAAAAGUGGAGAUAUGAAAUUAUACAUUAUCAACUGGACAUUUUUACGAUCACUUUAACAAAGCGUUCCAGUGCACCACUACAUAAGACAGAAAUACCAUCUGUUCUGGGGAAUUAUUUUUUACCAAAACUUGACAUUUCUUGGCUUCUAUGUGCACCGAUCAUUGGAGCCAGAUGUAGUCUUGGCAGAAGAAAGAACGGUGCACAAAUAAGAAAAUUAUGGUGAAGACUGUUUGUUGAUAACUGUAUUUUUUUCAAGUAGGGGAACAGUGGUAUGGUAAGUUUGGAGAAGAUACUAGGAGAUCUUCAGAUAGGACUGCUGCCUGAUGAUAGCUAUGGGUUGUCAGUAUUGUAUAUGUUCAUCGUAAACUCAAGACUUUUUCAAAGUUUGUUCAUUGUCUAUGUCAAUCUUUGAUUUAGUUAAAGAUAUUUGUGAAUUUAUUAUAACACAAACACUUUUUAAACUUCCUUUAAAAUGAAA